This is a messenger RNA of Oncorhynchus nerka (sockeye salmon), 8278 nucleotides long. RefSeq names its product NHS-like protein 1. The record is from RefSeq and is a predicted model, not a curated record. NCBI's taxonomy places the organism in Eukaryota, Metazoa, Chordata, Actinopteri, Salmoniformes, Salmonidae. Gene Ontology annotation, biological process: cell differentiation.
UCCACUACACGAGAUAUAUCUGGACUGUACUCUCUCUACUAGCUUUUCUCUAUGGUCCUUCUCAACUUCGAGGACAGCUGACACUAAAACUCUUUGAAACGUGUUGAGAAGCCACUGUUGUAGAGACUCUGGAAGACUUGGAGAAGCCCAGCCUCUUCAGACCAGACUUGAUGGGAACAAACUGUUUGGAAAGAGAGGAUGACGGGCUACAAGAACGAUUAAUCGCACAGGAGAAGGCGAGAGACAAAGGGAGAGAGGAAGAGAGCGAGAGACAAAGUCGGAGAUCAUGAUAGCGUACGUGGACUGUCUGUCCCCUGAGCUGGUUGGGGGAGGGGGCGUGAGGGUGGGUGCUCGAUGCUGGAAGGGUGGGUACAGCGAGGACGAGGAUGAGUUGCUUCCUCUCUGCUCGAAAGAUGUCCGAAAGAUGCCCUCCCUGCAGCCCAAGAGCGAGGGCAGUUUGAGACGUCGUCUGCUCACCUCCAAGAUCCACCAGCAACGAGACACACUGUGGGCUCCCAGGCCUCUUGCACAGGGUCUCCCGGACAACCAAGGCCUCCAGGCGACGCAACACAGUCAGGACUACCCUGGCACCGAGCCCCAGGCCAAACCCAGCCCUUCCGGCCUGCUGAUCCACCACCUAGCAGGCUACUCGUCACAGGGUUCCCAGCAACAUAGGCACAACGCAGGCUACUCAUUGACUCAGGUACAGAGGACCAGCUAUUCUCCCCGACCCCCGACCCCCAUCCUGGGUACAGCUUCCCCCUACAACCUCCAGGAGGAGCCAGAUGCAGCCACACUGGAACCCCAGGAUACUGUAACCCAGGAUACUGUAACCCAGGAUACUGUAACCCAGGAUCCUGUAACCCAGCAUACUGUAACACAGCCUACACCACAAGGCCCAGCAGCAGCAGCUCUACCAGGGCACCACAACACUGCACAAGGAGCCAGCAACCCUUCCCCAGGACAGGGAUACGGCCAUACCUCCACCCCCCCGGGACCCAGCUACAGCUCUACCUUAGGGUUUGCGCCCCAGUCCCAGCCCAGCCUCCCCUCUAACCUGCCCCGGCAGAGAAAGAGUUUCUCUCCCUUCAACCUGCUCCGACGGCGCAGCUACAACUCCAACCAGAUCCCCUUCUCACAUACCCCUCAAAGCCAAGACUGGAGAGAGUGUGACAAGAAGCUAAGGAGUGAUGGGUACGGCAGUUCACAGUACUUCUCUCAAAACCCCGCCCACCUCAGUCGUAGCCUAUCAGAGGACAGGCUGCAUGAUGACAAGGCCAGGAAGGACAGAAGACAGAAAAAGAGGUCCAAGCUGCUGGACUGUCUGUCUCAGUCCUGCUUCUCUGCCUGCUGGAGGAGAAAGUCUACAGCGGCAUCGCCAGACGAGGACCUCUUGGCAUAUUCGUUCCGGCCGCCGCCGAGCCCCCCGUUGAACUUUUACGAAGACAUUGAUGACACAUUUAAUGGGGGUGACAUCAUGACUAAUGUCUGUGACCUCACAGUCGCCGAGGAAACGGAUUGGUCCAUGCCCCUCCCCCUGCCUACACCAGAGGAGAAGAUGAGGCAGCAGGCGCAGGCCAUCGCCGCUGACAUAGUACCCAUCAACAUCACUGGUGAAAGUUUUGAGCGUCAGGCCAGUUUCCGGCGAGAGUUAGCCAACACAGACACUGUGAUCCGUCAUCCCCGGAACAAACUCACACGCCGCAAGACCAUGGCCGGAAUACCUGAUGACAUCACCAGAGAUCUGGAACAUGAAGCUGAUGAAGAGCCAGGGUGUAGUGAAACAGUGGUUCAGCCUGGUCAGUACUCUACUUUGGGCCAGAUCGGCAUUGUCAACACAGCCCUGCUACAGAGCACUAUCAUACGGCACUCACAUACCCAGUCACACACGCCCUCACAUGCCCCAGAGGACGGUCAGAUGGGGGAGGAGAGAAGAGAGGAAGGAAGGUUGGACAAGGAGAGUGUGGUGGAUAAGAGAGAGGAGGAGGAAAGGAGAGUGGUGAAGUCAUCAGUGUGUCGGAUCCAGGCCCAGAGAGGACAGGGCAUCUCUUCUCUGAUGGCUUCUCUCACCCCGACCCUCAACCCUGACCCCUCCUUUACUUCUAACCCUCACCCUAACCUCACUCUCAACCCUAUCCCUUCCCUUAAGAUUCAACCUCACCCUAGCCUCACCCCCUCAUCUUCCAUGGACAGUGUCUCCCUGGCGGGUGAAGAUGGGGGGAAGGGCUUCCACAGUAUCCCUCGUAAGGACACCUUGUCCUCUGUGAGCAGCUGCCUUACCACCCCCUACAGGACACUCUGUGACACUGCACCCUGCUCUAUGGACCAUGUCUCCCAGAGCCAGAAGGGUUGGAGCUGCAAAUCCCAGAGUCAGAGCACAUUGCUCAGGGAGGACUGGAGCUACGUGCCCCUUCUGACCUCCAGCCAUUCCUCCCCACUCCACCCUCUCUCCUCCAUCCCCUCCCGCUCUCAGACCGACUGCAGCUCUCUCUGCCCCGGGGAUACAGAGACCGCCGGACACUCCCCCUUGCAGUGGCUCAAGUCCCACAGCCACGGCUGCAUUUCUGCCGACUACGCCACCGGCAACAACCGCUGUCCCCACGGUAACCAAGACCAGCACGGUCUCCAUAGCAACAACUGUAACUUGUCACACAGUAUCUCGCUAAGGAAGUUCAAGCGGCCCCCCGUUCCCCCUACCCGUUCCACAUCGCUAAGGCGUAAACCUGCUCGGGGAAAACUGCUGCGCUAUAAUUUCAACAACCCUGGAGAUAGAGAGGAGGUGGUGGUGACGUUACAGAGGAGUCUCCAGACCCCCAGUCCUGCUCCCGUUUCCCCUCUGGUCUCCCCUGUGGUGUUCGAGGUGUUCGAGGAUCCUUGGGUCCCCCGCUGUCGCAGCUUCAGCAGUCUGAGCAUGGGGGAAAGGGGAGCUGCUGAUACAGCCAGCCAGAUCAACCAGGUCCCUCAUUUCCACAGCUUCCAGGACCAGGUCUACCCUCCCAGCUACCGCCUCAAGCAGCCUCACCACUCUGCGCCCCGCUCAGCCAGUACUGGAGGGCUGAGCCUGCCUAUGGGACCUAAAACGGCCGCUUCUUUUCCAAACAUGGCCACCUCUGCAGGGAGACUGCAGCGUCUGGCUUCCAACUCCAGCGGAUACUACAGCCAGUGCAACACUCUAACAUCUUCCUCACCCCAAACCACCUCCUCACCCCUCACUUCCUCCUCCUCCUCCCCCCUCACUUCCUCCUCCUCCCUGCCCCUCACCUCCUCCCUUCCAAGGACUUGUUCUACCCCUGGCAGAGGAAGGCCCAAACCCCCCAUCCCAGAGAGAAAGUCCUCCCUCCUCUCCUCCCCCUCUUCCUCCUUUUCUUCCACUUCCUCCCUCUCUUCCUACACCUCUGCUGACUCUGCCAGAUACCCCCUCUCCCCCUCUUACCCUCCUGCCUCCCUCACAUACCUGUGCAGUGCGACAGACUCAGCCCCACCCCUUUUAUACACCUGUUACACCUGCCAGUCAUGUGACAUCAUUGCCAGGAUUCCCUCCCCUCCUUCCCCUGAGCUCUUAGAGGAUUUAGACCUCUCAAUCAACAGCCAUCCUACUCCCCCUCCUCCCCCACCUCCGCCACCUCCGCCACCUCCUUCCCCUUACACCCACACCCCUACACCACCUCCCCCUCUCCAGAGCCCCUCCAGAGUGAGUCCAGGAUGGCCCCCCCGCCCCUUGAUCACAACCCAAGCCCUGCAGAGAGUCACCCUGCGCUCUGUCAAGAGGCCACAAGAGCUAGCCCCACAGGAGCUAACUAGCAUUAUGCUAACAAACCCUACAUCAGCUAAUGUCGAACAGAGCCAAGAUAGCAAUGAUGCUACACUAACUAGCAUGAUGCUAACCAAUGCAACCCCAGCUAAUGAUGGCCGGCAGUGCCCAGAGAGCACCGGUGCUAAACUAACUAGCAUUACGCUAACCAACGCUAUGUCAACUAAUGAUGCCCAGCAGAGCCCAGAGAGCAUUGAUGCUAAGCUAAAUGGCAUCACGCUAACCUGUGCCCUGGAGAGAGUGGAGGGCAUGGAUGCCACACUAACCAGCACUGUGUUAGAGAGUGUGGAGAGGAUCAAUGCUAUUCUUACGGAGGCUGAAGAGAGACAGACGACUGGCGUUCAGAAAAUGGCUGCCAAUUCAUCUGGCACUAUGCUAGCAUAUUUCCAAAAGAGACUUGAAACCAAUGAUGCUAUGCUAAAGGCGGCCACAAAGACACCGUCAGAGUCUGGCCCUCCUUGCUCCACACCGACCACUACUCAGCAGACUGACAGAACCAGAGAGUCUGUCCCUCCCUGCUCCACACUGACCACUACUCAGCACACUGACAGAACCAGAGAGUCUGUCCCUCCCUGCUCCACACCGACCACUACUCAGCACACUGACAGAACCAGAGAGUCUGUCCCUCCUUGCUCCACACCGACCACUAGUCAGCAGACUGACAGAACCAGAGAGUCUGUCCCUCCCUGCUCCACACCGAUCACUACUCAGCACACUGACAGAACCAGAGAGUCUGUCCCUCCCUGCUCCACACCGACCACUACUCAGCAGACUGACAGAACCAGAGAGUCUGUUGGAACAGAAGACGCCCUCCGUCCCUCAACAACCCCACAGACGCCUAGAACCCCUCAGAAGCCUAGAAUCCCAGAGAACCCUAGAACUCCAGAGGCUAUAAUGAUAGAGAAGCCUAGAACACUGGAGAAGCCUAGAACACUGGAGAAGCCCAGAACACUGGAGAAGCCUAGAACCCCAGAAAAGCCUAACGUGGUUGUUCUCUCUAGGCCACUGAGAGCAGUGGUUUUAAGUUCUAGCUCUCCUGCUGUGAACAGAGGACCAGCGUUACAGAACGGAGAACACACGCCUCGACAGGAGACCACACCCUGCCUCACCAAUGGCCAACUAGAACACUUAACGUGGGCAAACACACUCACACACUCCCCUGCUACCCCCUCCUCCACCCCCCACAAAGAGAAGCCUCCUGUUGCCCUAAAGAACCCUAAACGAUCUCUACUGAGGACACACCAGACAGACACACCAACCCCACCACUCGUACUGACAAGUACACCUCCACAGCCCUUUGUCCCAGAGACAUCACCCUUUCUGGGGAUACAAUUGGCACAGACAGAGUCCCAGACCGAGACCCAGCCAAAGCCAAAGCCUGAGUACCCCUUCCUGAAACGCUACCAGUCAGAAUACUAUGUAGCGGAGUUAACAUCAAGGCCCUGUCCUCCAGCACCCUGUGUACCAAAAUUACCAACAAGGCCCUCUCCUCCAGCACCCUGUGUACCAAAGUUACUACCAAGGCCCUGUCCUCCAGUACCCUGUGUACCAGAGUUACCACCAAGGCCCUCUCCUCCAGCACCCUAUGUACCAGAGUUACCACCAUGGCCCUGUCCUUCAGAAGCCUGUGUAGCAGAGUUACCACCAAGGCCCUGUCCUUCAAAACCCUGUGUACCAGAGUUACCACCAAGGCCCUCUCCUACAGCACCCUAUGUACCAGAGUUACCACCAUGGCCCUGUCCUUCAGAAGCCUGUGUAGCAGAGUUACCACCAAGGCCCUGUCCUUCAGAACCCUGUGUACCAGAGUUACCACCAAGGCCCUGUCCUCCAGCACCCUGUGUACCAGAGCCACAGCAGGAGUCCUGUCCACUGGAGAUGGAGACAGAUACAGAGACAAAGCUAGAGAGUGGCUCUGUGCCAUACACAGAGUUGGGGAGAGCAGAACCUGAACCAGAGGAGAUAUGGGUGAUGCAGAAUGAAGAAGAGAAUGAAGAGAGAGAGAAUGUGCACAUCACACUGAUGCUGGGGGGGAGAGAGGAGGAGGACAGACAGAGGGGAGCCAUUGAGGAGGACAGCAGAGAUUCUGGAAGUUUCUUUCCGGAAGAGAAUAGAGAUGCUCUUAGCAGUGGACUGUCAAUUGAAGAGGGGGAACUGGAGGAGGAGAGGAUGGAAUGGGAGAAGAGGGAAGUGAGGCGCAGUCUGGAGACAGACGGGGCCAGCAGCUCCACAGGAUCCCUGAGCUCCAGAGAGGACAACGGUGAGGUGUUUGACAUUUCUUCAGUGGAGAAGAUGGUUCACCAGCACGACCGCAGACUACUGAGGACCUGUUUGCUGCCAGACACAGCAGUGCAGUCUGGGAAGUGUCUUCUCAUUCUCCUCCUCUUCCUACUCCUCCUCCUCAUCCUCUCCUCCAAUGGCCCUAGCCCCACCCCUCUGCGACCUCUAGAGGUGAUAGCAUCCACUAGGGUGAGAGGUCAUAGGUCAGGGGUCAGCAGCGGCAGCUUCAAGGCUCUGCUCCUGAGGAAGGGAAGUCGCUGCGACUCUGGAGCUCGCAUGCCUGCAGCUGAGAGACUCCGCAGUACCGCCCCAAAACACCAGAGUCCGCCACCACAUAGCCAGAGCCAAUCAGACACACACCUGCAGUUGGGAGUGAAGUCACACACCCACACACCUCAUCCCUCUCCACACACGCACACAGUCCAAGUCCAGCUCCCAUCCCUAGAAGUACCCCAGACUCGUACAGAUAGAGACACAGGAGGAAGGAAGAGUGGGCAAUCACUGAGCACCUGUUCCCUCUCCCCUUCUCAUCCUCCCCAUCCUCCCCCUCUCUCUGGGCGUGGCGACCCCCCGCUCCCCCACUCCCCCACUCCCCCUUGCUCAGCCAGCCGACGUUUUGCUGCCUGCAGCCGACUACCGAGCAGCCCAAUGACUGCCAUCCAGGAACAAGAGGGGGAGGGGGACGGCGAAUCACUGGAGAGUGAGGGGUUGUCCGAGACCAUCGAAUUGGCCCACGAUUCACACAAGACUUUUGGAUUGGUCAAGCUUUCUGAUGGAUAGACUGAGGCUACCAAUGGCAGCCUUGAUUGGCAGGAGAGCAGGACUAUGGAGAGACACGAGGCCCUGUUCUCCCUCCCCAUUUCUCUCUCCCUGGAGGGCAACGGAUAGAGCACCAGACAGGGGACUCACUGUCCUGCUCAUACCCAGGACAGAGGCUCCCGUCUGGGGCCAAGGGACUUUAUGUGUAUCCUGCACAUGGGGGAAACUGAUUGGACGUCAAGUCAACUGAAACAUCCUGUUCUCCAGACUGGCUUUUGUUAUAGGAUGCUUGUCUCUGUUAAUAGAUUACAGGACAGUGUAAAUGUUGUUUUCCGAUGUGUUGCUUCAGUCCUCUGUCUAGUUUUAGUAUGUAGCGGUAUACAGUUUGAUAUUCAUGUUAAACUGUAUAUUUAAAAUGUAUUCUGUGGUUUCAGUUACCAAAGACAACGUGUCACUCCCAGUGAAUCGGCAGCAGGGGGACAUGUCUGAGAAUGUAUCCUUGAUUAUGAUUGGCCUAUUGUUAUCAUGAUUGUGAUUGGCCUAUUGUUAUCAUGAUUGUGAUUGGCCUAUUGUUAUCAUGAUUGUGAUUGGCCUAUUGUUAUCAUGAUUGUGAUUGGCCUAUUGUUAUCAUGAUUAUGAUUGGCCUAUUGUUAUCAUGAUCGUGAUUGGCCUAUUGUUAUCAUGAUUGUGAUUGGCCUAUUGUUAUCAUGAUUGUGAUUGGCCUAUUGUUAUCAUGAUUGUGAUUGGCCUAUUGUUAUCAUGAUUAUGAUUGGCAUAUUGUUAUCAUGAUCGUGAUUGGCCUAUUGUUAUCAUGAUUAUGAUUGGCCUAUUGUUAUCAUGAUCGUGAUUGGCCUAUUGUUAUCAUGAUUGUGAUUGGUCCAGAAAUUGGAAGAAUGGAAUCUGCUGAAGUGAUUUAUAUUUGUAUUAUUUUAUACUUAAUCCUCUAUUCAUGUUUUAUUUGACUUUAAGAUAUAUAUAGAAUGUAUUAAGUACAUGCUUUACAUUGCAGAGUUCUCCUUUAUAUUACUGUACCUUAAUAACUGGACGUUGUACAUUUUGUGACACGUGAUUUCGGUAGAGGGUUUAUUUGUGUUUUUCUAGUCUGUUUAUUUGAAAACUGUGAAUAAAACUGGGCCCACUGUAUAUCAGCGUUAUCACUGGUGAGGUCAGGGGUCAGGGGUGGAAUGUGGAGAGACUGAGUUUCUAUGGAAUAUAUGACAUAUCUAGAGGGAUAGAGGCAGAGGGAGAGGGAGAGGUGAAGGCUGAAUGUUGACCCGGGACUGUGAAUUUAAAAAAAAAUGAAUUAAAAAAUAAAUAUAGUACAUAAUUACAGAUCCCUGUAUGAUUUACACACACACACACACACACACACACACACACACACACACACACACACACACACACACACACACACACACACACACACACACA